Molecule: messenger RNA, 2865 nt
Organism: Trichomycterus rosablanca
Lineage: Eukaryota; Metazoa; Chordata; Actinopteri; Siluriformes; Trichomycteridae
Product: RING finger protein 11-like
Exons: 3
Coding region: 407-871 (154 amino acids)
Biological process (GO): ubiquitin-dependent protein catabolic process
Cellular component (GO): ubiquitin ligase complex
Molecular function (GO): ubiquitin protein ligase activity
Source: RefSeq, a predicted model, not a curated record
GCGAACGAGAGCAUAGUCACACUAACAGCUGGAAUUAUAAUUAUUUAUACUUUUAUAUAUAAUUCAGCUGGAUACUUAUUCAAAUAAAAGUGUUUAUUUAGUCUAGACUAGAGUCGCGUUUUUAAAGGGCCUUGUGUUUGUGAGGUUAGAUCAGAACUACAUGUUUAACAUGCUAGCUUUAGCAUCCAGGCUAGCUACUAGUAAUGAUAAUAAGAAACAGCAGUAAAUAUGAGGUGUUUUUAUUUAUUUAAUAUCCCAUAUAAAACUAUUAUUUAGGGUGAAAUGUAUAGGAUAUGUUUUCUGUAUGUUUAAAAAAACGUGUUAAAAAGCGAGCUCACGGUUGAAGGAGAAUAUCUGAUUAUAAUAGCAGUUAUAAUCAGAUUAUAAUCUGAUAAUCAGAAUCAGGAUGGGUAACUGUUUUAAAUCUCCUACUACAGAUGACAUUUCUUUACUCCAUGAGUCUCAGUCAGACAGAAUCAGUACAGAAGAUGGAGCAGAAGCAGAUUUAGAACCUCCUCCACCAUAUGAGGAACAGUCCCACAUGCCCGUGUACCACCUGACACCCAGUCAGACGUGUUUGGCCACCCAGCUGACGGAGGAGGAGCAGAUCCGCAUUGCCCAGCGCAUCGGCCUCAUCCAGCACCUUCCCAGGGGGGUGUUUGAUGGCGGGAAGGACGGCUCUGAGAAGAAGAUUCGAGAGUGCGUGAUUUGCAUGAUGGACUUUGUAUUCGGCGACCCGAUCAGAUUCCUCCCCUGCAUGCAUAUCUACCACAUGGACUGUAUAGACGACUGGCUGAUGCGCUCCUUCACCUGUCCGUCCUGCAUGGAACCGGUGGACGCUGCACUUCUGUCCACCUACGAAAACAACUGAGCGCCGACGCGUGCUCCGAUCUUCCGGUCUUCGUCGACACGACCCAACACAGGACUAUUGGCGCCCCUGGGGCCAAAGGUAAUCCGAAAGAAACCCUGGGGAGAUGGGUUAGGGUUUUAAUGGAGGUGAUCAGACAGAACACACUUUGACUUGGGUUUGAAUCACCCAGCAUUGUGCAUCAUGUGAUCACUUCACUGUGCUUAAAACUGAAGUCAAAGAGAUUUAGCUUUCCCAGGGUUCAUUAGGGCUGGGCGGAAGGUCUCUGCUUGGGUGAUCUGUAGAAAUUAAUGGACUAUCACGUUUCUUUUUUCUUUUGGCUGCUCCCGUAUGCAGGGGUCACCACAACGGAUCACACAGUUUUUACGCCGGAUGCUCUUUCUGAACCACCCCUAUGUUUCUAUCUGGGCUUUGAACUCGUACUAAGAGCGCACUCCCAAUGGCUAGGCUGUUUCAGCCAUAGCCCCACCCCCUUCUGCGCACUAGCCAAUCAUGCCCAAGGACACAUUUACAUUUGUGACGUUUUGCAGACGCUUCUCCCUAAUGCGACUUACAAUUAUGAGGGUUAAGGGCCUUGCUCAGGGGUCCAACAGUGGCAACUUGGUGGUGGUGGUGGUGGGCCUUGAACCGGCAACUGUCUGAAUAGUAGUCCAGCACCUUAACCGCUGAGCUACCACUGCCCACACGAGAUUUGAACCUUUUUUUGUGAACUUGGUUUGUCAUUCGAUGGUGGAUCGAGUAGCUGGCAUUGUGGUGACAACCCGGUUGUCUCGUUCUUUCUCUGCCGCUUUUGGUUCAUUAUCCUUAUUUUGUUAGCAGUUUUUCAUGUUUAUUUUGUGGCUUAUUUUGUAGCCAUAGCAUUUCUGUUUACUAUUAUAUUUAUGUAUUUUUAGCAUAGCCAAUUAGCCUUCCGCUGCUGAGCACCCUGAUCACGCAUCAGAGGAGGGUAUAUUCACCUGAAGCACGCUUUCAGACGCGCGUGCAGUCCGCCGACUCCUUCUUAUUCGCCCGUACUUCAGUGGGUUAGAGCAUGAGGCCAGUCCUCGCACGUAGAGUCACUAAUUUAAGUUUUCGGUAAUUAGCAGAUGCUUUUAUCCAAAGCGACUUACAGUCUAAGCAAGGGUUAAGAGCCUUGCUCAAGGGCCCAACAGUGGCGACCUGGCAGUGGUGGGGCUUGAACCAGCAACUUUCUGCUUACUAGUCCAGUACCUUAACCGCUAGGCUACACCUGCCCCGCUCCACUCCCUGAUCUCCGCAUUCUUCCACGUCUGUACAGGCACCUCGGUCUACUAACCACGGUCCUUACACAGCGCCGAAGACCCCGCCCCCUUUUUAAUCCCGUCUUUUAUCACCCAGCGGACUAGUGAUCCAUUUUGUCUGCUGCAGGUACUGCCUGUCGGGCUUUCUAGGGGGCGACCGGUGUGGUCACAGUACUGUUCCACCUUGUUCGGUAUUUCUUCCAUCCUCCCAGAUGCAAGGCUGCACUCGGCCUCUCUCAGAUUAGAUAAGCCUGCUACAGUUUUAUCCUGGUCAGGAUAGAAGGCAAGAUACGUCUCAGCAGUGGUGUGCUAGCGCCUUUCUGCCGCUGUUCUCCUUUUUAAUACUGACGUCAAAAAUAAAUAAGCAAGCCCAGCUUCAUCAGGUCUCAGUUUUAGGGGGGAAGGGGUUCAAACCAAAUAAUAAUAAAUCAAAUCAACUUCCUGUCUCACACUUUGCACUUUGCACAAGAUAAUGAAGAGAACAAUGUGCGUAUGUAUAAUCUUGCUUCAGUCUUUUAUCUUUUAUUUUAUUUAAAUCUUUCUUGUUGAAUUAUCUGACUGAUUAUUUUGUCUAAGGCGAACAGACCAAGUUCUGCAUCUUUAUUAGAUUUGCACUCGAUGUCUCUGCUUUUCUCAAUUCUUUAGUUCUUUAUCAGGUAAUUACCUGGUUUUGGAGUGAUGCUGUUUCCAUGGUGAUCUGAGCCAUGCUCAAUAAAUGAUGGACUGUUUAACCUUCAA